Neocloeon triangulifer is the source of this 1837-nucleotide messenger RNA. RefSeq lists its product as uncharacterized. NCBI's taxonomy places the organism in Eukaryota, Metazoa, Arthropoda, Insecta, Ephemeroptera, Baetidae. Bases 51 to 1343 code for a protein of 430 amino acids. The record is from RefSeq and is a predicted model, not a curated record. The transcript has 7 exons.
GCACUCGGCGCAGCGGCUGCAGACACUUUACCACGGAAGCACACGCAAAGAUGAUGUCCCUGAGGGUCGCCCUGCUGCUGAGCCUGGUGCUCGGCCAAACACUCGCCUUUUGGGGCUCCGACGAGAACAAGUACAUCAAGAAGUUCGCCAUGAUGAAGGUGUACGAAAGUUGUUUUGGAGAUGACGUGGUGCGAGAGGUCCGUGAGGAGAUGAGGGCUGCGGCGGCCAGGUGUGCGGCCGCUGCUGGGGAAGGCGGCCCUCCCGGGCCCAGCAACACCCACGCCGUGUUCGAGCACCUGGAGAACACGGUGCCCCAGACGACGAGGGCGCCAACCACGACGACCAGCACGACGACCACCACAACUCCUUUCCCUGAAACCACAACUGCUCCACCGAGCUCCACGAGAAGGCCAUUCAACCCGAUCGGGACCAGCAACAUGGGCUCGGAAACUUUGCUCCGGCUGCAGGCACUUUUGCAAGGGCUCAAAAGCUUUAUGAAUCCUUCGGUGUUUUCACAGCAUGGUGGCGCAAAUCUGGCCGCCGCGGCCGCCAACGUGGCCAACGUUGCCACCGCCGCCUUCACCCCUCAGAACAUUCCUCAGCAGCCCCAGCAGCAACCACCCUUCCAACAUCGCUACCCCUUCACCCCCGAAAACUACGCUCCCCAGGGCUACUCCCCUUACGGAGGCGGCUACGCACCACCCCAGCCCUAUUACUACCCCCCAGCUGUGCCCAACCCUGCCUACUACCAGUACCAGCAGAAUCCGUUCGCCGCUUUCUACAACCCUCGUACCUCAAGGGACAUGGAUUUCCGCAGCAGUGGCAACUCGUACGCAAAGUCCCGCAACAUCACCUGUGUGAUGCAAGAGCUCGGUUAUCUCGACGCCAACCUGCAGCCCAAUUUCUCCGGAAUCGUCUCCAGAAUCCAGCGCCUUCCUCUUCCUGCUGAGCUCAAGAGCGACAUGACUGACGCCGUUCACUUCUGCCAGAAGUUCUCACAAUGUGUGCCCGAGCCGGACGAGACCAAGAUGCAGGUUUCUGCCGAAUUCACCAAGCCCAUGCUCUUCUUCAAGUGUUAUAAGCAAAAGAAGCUUGAGGCUUGCGUGCUGAAGGACGUGCGCGAGCGAUUCCUUUUGGCCAGCGCGCCCAGCACGGCCGGCGACCCUGAGAUUCCGGACCACAACACCCUGGAAGAGGAGGAGAGCAGCGGCAUUCGCGGCACUUUCAGGGGUCGCGCUGGCAGGAUAAUGCGGAAGUGGAGCAAGGCGAACAAGGCCAGCAGCGCCGCCACCAUGUCCGACCUGUCCGACGUCAUUUUCGGAGAUGCCUCCCUUGCCUUGUGAACAAAUGCGAUUCUCGGCCCUCCGGAAUUUUGACGAUUUUGUUUAAAAAAAAUUAUGAAACUCCUGCUGGGCUGGAAGCCGCACUCAAACAAAAUGGACUUUACAGAAUGAAUGGAAAUGGAUAAUGAAAAUGGACUGAACAGCAUUAAAUAUAAAUAAUUCUAUGCAAAAAUUGAAAUUUGCGUGAAAUUGGGCAGGUGACGGGACUUGAUGAGCUCUUGAGGAGAAAUACUGCUGGUUGCCAACUGUGCCUUUUCUUAUCUACAAUAUUUAUUUUUAAUGUCUACUUAUUUAUUUAAUAAUUUAUUUACUAUUGUUUCGUGAAUGCUGUUCAAUUUUAAUUUAUUUAAGUUCAAAAAGUAUGUUUUGUGUCAAAGAGAGUUAAUAGUUUAUCAACAACUGUAUUUUAUUUUAGACAAUUUGCAGAAAUCGCAAGUAAUUAAAAUUAGCUGGUAGCGCUGUCAAAAUAAAAAUCUUAAUUAUAUUAAACAUUA